AUGGGCUUUCGCUCGACCCUUUGCGAGCUUGGAAGGCGACUGCUGGCAGCCCGUUUCAAUCCGCAGACCAUCGUUGAGCAAGGCCACGGUGACUAUAGGUACAGGUCUGGCCAUACUCAGGCGCGGCCAUACACACAUUCCUCUUCCCACGCUCAUGUAUACGCGUGCCAGGUCUGCGCCGCGCAGCAGGCCACUCGGAUGAGUGAGAAGCUCGUGUGUAACUCCCAUCGAAUGCACCAGCUCACAUCCCGGCCACUGCCUCCUCUGCCCACCAGUCGUCCCUUGCCACCCCUUCCCGGAAUCCCCCAGUCCCCGGUACCGUCUACUCUUUACCGAAAACGUCGGUAUCAUUCUUCUGUACAGCUGCGGGAUAGCUACGAGAGCUUUGAUACGAGCAACGGUACCGUUUCGCAAUCAAACGACACAAGUUCCUCGGCCACUUCCUCGACCUCAGGUUCUCUCUCCGUCCAGGUCUCUCCGAUGUGUGCCCACUACCACUCACUUGGUCGCUUAGUGCUUGGUCUCCAGACGGCCCUUCAACACGUUCGCUACGCCAUCAGUGGCCCUCUUGCUCUUCGCCUCUACGACCCCUUGCGGUGCAUCGAUGUAGGCGACUCGCUGGACGGAGCAGAUUCCGUCUGUCAGCCUUCAAUUGUGUGCCCCUUGGCCACCCGUGACGUCUUGCCGUCCUGGGCCGCUGUCUCUCAAAAUGCCUUUCGAUUUGACCGUCGCAGGCCGCAAAGCCUGCAGCUGCAGGUCGACGGGCAAUUUGUGACGGUCAAUAUUGAGUGGGUGAAUGACCACGAGUUUGACAGCGGCGAAGAUUCGUUCUACCAAAUCGACCGCACGGAGGGCUCAUGCUGUUUUAGGAACGAGGAAAGCACGUGUGAUGGCCCGUACGAGACGCUCGGCUUGCCCGAAACGGCGCCACCUGUUCUCAGCCUCGCCAGUCUGCUACAACACACAGCGCAGGCGUACACACGCAGUGGUGCCGUAUAUGAGGCCUCCGAGGAUUCCAUGGAACACAAGGUUCUCGGACGUCAGGUCAACACCUGUCUCCGGCUCCUGGGCAGCGGCACGACACUUGGCCGCCAGUUUUUGAUGCCUCACGAAGUUCCCGCUGUCUACGAUCCUGCAUUCUCGAGCAUGUACUACGCAGAGUUUGGUGCCGAGGGUGUCCAACGGCUGCAUGCUGUCUGCGCCGCAAUCCCACCCGUUGGUGCGUCUCAAACAUGCGCACGUUCGACACCUACGUCCGCGAAGCACAGCAUUGCCCGUAAGCCUCUACCAUCGACUAGUCGUCACAAGUUGAGUACAGCUGGUGCCUCUGAAAGGACUGCGGAUCACAGAGGGCCCUAA
Molecule: messenger RNA, 1359 nt
Organism: Sporothrix schenckii 1099-18
Lineage: Eukaryota; Fungi; Ascomycota; Sordariomycetes; Ophiostomatales; Ophiostomataceae
Exons: 1
Coding region: 1-1359 (452 amino acids)
Source: RefSeq, a predicted model, not a curated record